UUGUUCCAUCCUUUAUAUUUAAAAAAAUUUAUAUUUCUUACAUAAUUCAUGCCAUGUUUUGGGUAAAUACGAAAACUCAAUCAAGGCAAUGACUCACAAAUUAGUAAAUAUUUCACUUUUAUAUCUAACUUUUACCUAUAAUACACUUGGGACAGGUGUGCUUGCAAGCUGGAAAGUAACAAAAUGUGCUUCACUGAUUGUGCCAAAUAAUAAUGAUAUAAGUUCAUCGACAGAAUCAAUUCUCGAUAUUUAUGAAGGGAAAGAAAAUAUCCCGGCUAUUUACAGCGAUUUGGAAGAAAAGAUAAAAAGUGCAAAGGCAAAAAUAUGGGAGGCGUCGUGCAACGUUACAAUUUGUGGGUGGGAUGGUUCUUUUGGUCAAAAAUGUACCAAAUUAAUUGAUGGGGAGAAUAAUUUGGUACAGGAUCAGAAAAAUUAUUUAAUUGGUGAAACCAAUUGCGAAUGUGGUAAAAGUGGAAACCCAUUCUGCUCAGGCCGUUACUUUGGAUGUAUUCACCGUCCUAUGAUAAAUCCAAGGGUUUGUGCGAUACUAUUUUUUGAAAAUAAUUGUACGGAUUGCACUUCCCACGGUAUCUCCAUUGGAUUCAAACAAAGGCAGAGGAUGACGGAUGAAUUUUCGGCAAGAAUAAACUCAAUUAGGAUUAGACAAGGGUGCCAACUCAUUGCUGUGACUGAGAAUGAAGAAAAUCAUGAAAUUGGGAGACGUUAUUUUCAUCAAUCGGAGGCUAGUGUGAAGGUUUGGUAGUUUGGUUUUGGAAAUUUGUAAUUAGAGUAAUAACGUAUAGCUCGGUGUAGCUUGGUACAGCUCGUAUAGAUUGUGUAGUUGGUGAGAUUUGACAAAAAAUAGCCUGAAUCAAUGGGGUUUUUGUUUGCUGAUUUACACAAGAAAUGAGAAUAUAUUUAUUUUUCAAGAUUAUUUUGCGAUUGGAAUUUAUUUAGCAAAAUACUGUUACAAAAUACAUACAUGUAUGACUAUU
Molecule: messenger RNA, 995 nt
Organism: Folsomia candida
Lineage: Eukaryota; Metazoa; Arthropoda; Collembola; Entomobryomorpha; Isotomidae
Exons: 3
Coding region: 89-763 (224 amino acids)
Source: RefSeq, a predicted model, not a curated record